Molecule: messenger RNA, 347 nt
Organism: Staurois parvus
Lineage: Eukaryota; Metazoa; Chordata; Amphibia; Anura; Ranidae
Source: the annotation of a GenBank genome assembly
UCACCGAUCAACGGAAAGAACCGAAGAUGUCAGCUCUGUCAUGUGAUCAGCUGUGUCCAUUCACAGCUGAUCACAUAGCACUAAUGAUCAGCAGUGCCACUUGUCAGAGUCCAUCAGUGCCAGCUGUCAGUGCUCAUCCAUGCCACCUGCCAAUGCCCAUCAGUGCCACAUCAAUGCCACAUAUCAGUGCCCAUCUGAGCUGCCUUUCAGUGUCACCCAUCAGUGCCAGUCAGUGCCACCUAUUAGUGCUGCCAAUCAGUGCCACCUAUCAGUGCCAGUGCCGCCUAUCAGUGUCAGUGCUGCAUAUCAGUGCCAUAUAUGAGUGCUGCCUUUCAGUGCCCAUCAGU